AUGAGUUACAAUAACCACCGUGGAGGAGGCGGUGGCUACUAUCAAGAAGAAGAUCGUCGUAACCAACAAUACAGAGGUGGAUCUCAAUACGAUCGAGAGCCUCAAUACGAUCAACGUCGUGGUGAUGACUAUCAUCGUGGAGAUCGUCACGGCGGAGGACAUUCGAACGGAGGAAACGGUGGAUACAACAAUGGCCGUGGAGGAUACCAUCAAGGUGGUAGAGACGACUAUCAACGUGGUGGUCGUGAUGAUCUCUCACAGAAGAUGGGACGAAUGAAUAUGAAUGGAGGUGGUAGAGGAGGACGUGGGGGAAAUAUGUAUUCCCAGAAUGGACCUCCUCGUCCACGUUUCGAAAGAAACACAGCUGGACUCGCCAAUCCUGGAGAUCUCGCCGGAUCUGCUCAUUUCCCACGAAUUCCUGUCGCCAAAAAAGAUCUGGAGCACAAUAAACAAGAGUUCUUCAAAAGACCGGAAGGAUCAGUUUAUGAGAAGAAAGUUGGCCAGAAGACGGAGCUCUGGACAAAUCACGCUCUCGUUCAUUUACCAUCGCAACCGUAUCUGAUCCACGAAUAUAAUAUUGAUGUGUAUCAGAACAGAAAGAAAUUGGAGAAACGAGAAGAUGCUGCUCCAGUAUUCCGUGAAAUCUGCGCAAAUGGAAAUGGACGAAGAAUGCUUCCGAGAUCUGCGGACUACAUCUUCAAUGAUGUGAAUUUGUUGUGGUCGAUCGAGAAACUUCCGAGUUCUCAAUCCACGGUCGGAGACAAGCGAAACUAUUUCGUUUACAAAUACACUCAGAGUUUCGAAUUCGGAGAGGGAAUUGCUCAGAGAGACAGUCAAUUUCUCUCCACACUCAUCGACGCCAUUGCAACCUCUCGUGUCAGAAAUCCAAAAAUGUGUCAGAACAAGUUCACAGUUUUCAAGAGAAGUAUGUUCAUGAUUCAAGAUGAGAAGUAUCGCGAGGACUUCGAUGAUGCUCCACUUUUCUUGAAACUCAGAAACGGAUUGGAUGCUCGAAUGGGAGUUUCAAUUGGUAUCAAGUUGAACCUCCGUGCUGGAAUCACCGCUUGUUAUGACUUGUCCCACACCAUGUUCACUCGUCCAAGUUAUCCACUGAUCCGUCUCUUCGUCGAACUUAUUGCUGGUGUGCCAAUCAGUGAUGAAGACUUCGAAGAUCAAUGGGAUAGUUUACUGAAAAGUGCAAAGGUCACUCAAGGCAAUCGUGAUAUGAUGAAGUCGAUUCUCCACAAGAUGAAACUGUGUUAUACUCUCGAGAGUGCAGUCGAAGUUGAUGAACUUGGAAAGGUGACGAAGAAUGGAUCUUUGGGAAACGCCAAGCAGGACAAAAAAGAUUUCAAAUUCUUCGAGGUGACAGAGAAAUCAGCAGAACAAUUGAUGUUCUUCGAUGAGGAAUUGGGAAGAAAUAUCUCGGUCGCCGAGUUCUUUUUGCUCAAGAGACGCAUCCGUCUCCGCUAUCCAAAUCUUCCUUGCAUCCAGAAGAAACCAACUAAAAUGAACAACAGGUUCAUUGCUUUCCCAAUGGAAUUCGUCACUCUUAUUGCUGAACCGAAGAGAUACGCAGGAUUGAGUACUCUGGAAAUGAAGUCUGAAAUGGUUCGAUGGACUACAUUCACUGCCAAACAACGACUUCUCGUUCUUCAACACAUUAUUGGACAAAAGAAGAUCACAGAUGUUCCACCUGUUGUUGACAAUAAUGAUAGAUACAUGUCGAGACAUGGAAUCACGAUUGAGAAGGAAAUGCUCUCGGUGAAAGCUUCAGUGCUCCCACCACCUACCGUAGUCUACGGAGGAAACGACAAAUUCACAGAUGUCCAUCAUGAAGGAGAAUGGGAAGCUGUUACUCACGAACCAAUUCGUAAAGUUCUGGAAGAUGCAGUGUACAGAAGAACAAAAGAUAAAUCUGCUCCAAAACUGAAAAAGCGAUUGUUGGGAUCGAUUUUGAAGAUUGGAUCCCCAUUCAACGACAAAGUUGCAAUUGAGAUUGAUGAUACCUGCUAUCACAACUUGAUGAGAGCAAUCGAAUCUGCUGGUCAACCGGUAUGCUGGGAGAACGAAGAUAUGGGACAAGCUGCCAUUCAAGGAAGCUCAGAAUUCCUUCAAGGAGUUCAGAAGCCAGCUGACAUCUACAAUUUCUUGCAUGAUCUCAUCUCCAAUAUCGAUGAGAAAUACAAGAAGAGUGACGAUGAAGUGAUUGUUCCCCUUGUCUUCGUGAUUUUUGAGCAGAGAUUCACAAAUAUCGUGAACAGCAGAAACUUGUUCCGUAACGACUACAAUCUGUUGAAGUAUCUCGCUGAUACUCAGUUGGGAGUGUUCACUCAAGGAAUGCUUUACAGCACAUUCAACACUAUUGGGUCAACACCAGCCACCUGCAAGUUCACUCGACUCAUUGUUGAGAAAGUUCUCGGAAAAGUUGGAACAACUCACCGUAAACUCGAAAGCGGAGGAACCCACAAGUCAUGGACGAAGGUUACCAAUCCAAAGGAGCCAACCUUGUUCCUUGGAGUCGACGUUUCGCAUCCAAGUACCCGAGAUCUCAAGGAUCCAGAAUCAGAUGUGAAGAAGAUGUCAGUGGCUACAGUCGUCGGAAACAUUGACAUUGAUUGCACCGAGUACCGUGCUUCCUCCAAAAUCCAAUCGGUCGGAGAAGAGAGAAUUGUCCGAUUCCAAGAUGAAAUCCAAACUCGUAUCGCAGACUUCACAAUGCACAACAGCAUCCGCCCAGCUCAUAUUGUGGUCUACAGAGAUGGACUUUCGGAGGGAGAUUUCCAGAGAACUCUCUAUGAAGAGAGAAUCGCAAUUGAAAAUGCUUGUAUCGCUCUGGACAUUGCUUACCAACCAUCAAUCACAUACAUUGUUGUCACCAAGAGACACCACACUCGAUUCUUCUUGAAAGACGAAUCAGAAGGAAUCGAAGAGCAAGGAUUCAAUGUCCGUCCUGGAACUCUGGUUGAGGAUACAGUCACAACCAACAACUACUACGACUUCUACCUCACAACUCAAGUCGGUCAAAUGGGAUUGGCUCGUCCAACUCACUACUACGUCCUUUGGAACACCUGGCCUGGAUGCCUUCCAACAUUCUGGCCAACUGUCACUCAUGCUCUCACUUACAUGUUCUGUAGAGCUACUUCAACAGUCGCUUUGCCAGCUCCAGUACUCUAUGCUCAUCUCGCUUCGAAACGCGCAAAGGAGACGAUGGAUGGAGCUAUCGAAGCACAUAGACUGAUGGGAAGAGCUUUCAAUAUGGAUGUGUACAGCGAUGUCGCUGAACUCACAAAGCAGAUUAACAACCACCCAGAACUCGAUGGAAUGGUCUUCGUUUAA
Molecule: messenger RNA, 3339 nt
Organism: Caenorhabditis remanei
Lineage: Eukaryota; Metazoa; Nematoda; Chromadorea; Rhabditida; Rhabditidae
Exons: 6
Coding region: 1-3339 (1112 amino acids)
Molecular function (GO): RNA binding; protein binding
Source: RefSeq, a predicted model, not a curated record